AUGACGCCUGAACACCACUCAAAAAGGCCUAUAAUACUCGACGACUCCUACGCCUCACCUGAGACUGCGGCUUUACACGAAGAAGCGUACGAGGGAGCCCUCGUGGCUAGAGAGGAUUCCCCGAAGGGUCUCCUUUCCAUGUCGGCCUACGGGAAGGCUCAACCACCGCAUCUUCAUGGCUACGACUCCAGUCGAACAUAUCCCGAAACAUUUCAAUACGCCGCCCCAAACUUUGGGUCACAAUCAUCAGGGCCUGCGUCAACUACCGCUCCAGUGUUCCAAAAUGCUCAGCUGACAAUGGCAUAUCCUUCGAAUCAAGUGCGUCCUACGUAUGAGGAUCAGGCUGGUCCAUAUCUGAAUGUCGGAUCUACGCCAAUGCCCGAGGUGACCUCUUAUACCCCAAGCCGAGGAUCUCGAGAUACAAAAGUUUACGUUUACAUCAACUCUCCCUACGAACUCCUGACCGCGAACAUACCGUCCUUUUUCCUCGUUUUUGGAAACAGAAAAUGUCCAGCCACAUUACAGAAGUUGGCCCAGCAAGGAAACCAAUACCAAUACAACGUGUCAGCGGAAGCACCACAGUUUGGAACAACUGGAUGGCCAUCUUCGCCCGUACCGAUAUGCAUGUUUAUGGAGAGUGGAGACGGAGAUGUAAUGGGGAAGGCUGACGUGGGAGAUUUCACAUUCCUAGACAGCGGGGUUCAGAGUGGGAAUACCACUCCGCAAGAUAUUUCUAGGAAACGAAAAAUAUCUACCGACUCGGCAGAGCUUAUCAAAAGUCCAGCCAAACGGAGCUCAACCCAACAAUUGAGGCCGAAAGAAGAGUACAGCGGCGGUUACGGCUAUGCGUCAGGCGAUGCAUCUUCCACAUACUCGCCAUACAUGCAGUCAACAAAUUCCUACAGAAAUCUUGACAAUCAUCAAUAUGCUCGAUCAACUGAUAAUUAUCAACCACAUCUAGCGUACGGCUACUCGACGUCUGGCACGGCUGCUCCACCAACUCUCAAGGCCCAAUCACCACAGGUUGGAAAUUGGAAUUCAUAUGCCACUGUUGGCUCGAAUAUGUCGAGGGGAGAGGGGGUUCCGUCAAACGUAGGCUUACCUCGUCCGACCUUAUCUUCACUUCCAUCGCCUGCAAUCUCUGCGAACCCCCCGUUGAUUAGAACCUCUACCCUGCAGCAGACGCCAAGCCCUGCAACGACUCCGCAUGGGCACCCUGGUCAGCAUUUCAACGCGUAUGCGCUCUAUCCGCACAAAGCCAAGCUUGAAAUCAACGGAGAUCUUGAUGCAAUGGCACAGCAUUGGUCCGAGGAAGAGUUCGAAUCCCGGAGAAGGCUUGUGCACUUUAGACGGUCCCAAGCAGGAAGCGCGAUCACAACGACCUUUCAGCCCGUUUCAGUGGACGAACGGCCGCCGAACAGCACGUGUAUCAGCUGCAUCUACUGGGAAGAGAAGCAAGAGUGUUUUGUGACCAGUGUAGAUACGAUCUAUCUUUUGGAACAAUUAGUCGCGGCUCGAUUCACGGUGGAAGAAAAGAACCGGAUACGAAGAAAUUUGGAAGGGUUCCGUCCGUUGACGGUCUCGAAAGGGAAAUCUGACAGCGAAGAGUUCUUCAAAGUCAUCAUGGCUUUCCCGGCUCCCAAGCCACGGAACAUCGAGAAGGAUGUCAAGGUGUUCCACUGGAAAGAUCUAGCAUCGGCGUUGAAGAAGAUUAUUGGCAAAUAUUCUGCUAGCCCAUCUUCAACACUGCCACCAGCUCUGUUGACGCCAGUCAGCUCAACUGGGUAUGCCACUGAAGGCUCUUCGGCUGGCAUGUCUUACGUUAGUGACCACCACGGAGCAGUUUCUCCCCGGUCUAUCUCUGGCUCGACGACGUCGACUGCUUACACCUCGAGCAUCCCUGCACGAGCACUCUCGCCUCACAACCAGAAGUCUCUCGGCCUUCAGAGUGGUCCUCCUGAUCUGCGAGUAUCCUUGCCCCACAACCCCCACGAGGCUUCAAGCCACUGGCAGGGAGGCCAGCAUCACAUGCAGACCUCGCAAUCAUACCAGCACCCACAGCUGAGUAACUCGAGCAGUCGCAACUCCUGGGACAUGUCGACAUAUCUGGAAAACAACCCAGCGACUGCCGCCGGCACUUCUGCUCCUCCACAGGCCUUGAACUAUUCGAGUGCACGCUCCGCUGCAGACUCCGCAGGUUCCGGGGCCGACAACAGGUUGGCUCGCAGUCUUUCAUCGCAGCAACAAAGUCAGCAGAUGCCGCGUACAUAGCACAGGGUAACCUGAAUGCGGGCGCGGGCGGUGAUUGGCGAGCGCGGAUAUCUGAGGGUGUCCUGUGAGAAUCAUUGGUCAUGCGGCCAGUCGAUUAGCGCGAACAAAAACCCUGGUCGCGCCUCGUAUUACCCUCACAUGCACACCCUCUGCACAACAUCUUCCCACCGACGCAUCUCCGAAAAC
This is a messenger RNA of Mollisia scopiformis, 2457 nucleotides long. RefSeq lists its product as uncharacterized. Lineage: Eukaryota; Fungi; Ascomycota; Leotiomycetes; Helotiales; Mollisiaceae. The transcript is spliced from 4 exons. Gene Ontology annotation, cellular component: nucleus. Bases 1 to 2271 code for a protein of 756 amino acids. The record is from RefSeq and is a predicted model, not a curated record.